This is a messenger RNA of Cladophialophora carrionii CBS 160.54, 5652 nucleotides long. RefSeq lists its product as uncharacterized. Bases 1 to 5652 code for a protein of 1883 amino acids. The record is from RefSeq and is a predicted model, not a curated record. Gene Ontology annotation, molecular function: snoRNA binding. Gene Ontology annotation, biological process: maturation of SSU-rRNA from tricistronic rRNA transcript (SSU-rRNA, 5.8S rRNA, LSU-rRNA); positive regulation of transcription by RNA polymerase I. Lineage: Eukaryota; Fungi; Ascomycota; Eurotiomycetes; Chaetothyriales; Herpotrichiellaceae. The transcript has 2 exons. Gene Ontology annotation, cellular component: 90S preribosome; t-UTP complex; small-subunit processome.
AUGACAUCGACAUUCGCUGCGCAGCUGCGCAACAUCGCCGCAAACUCGACCAACGAACUCGACCUUCGAGCCCGACGAGAUGCCCACGCCGAGUCCCUGAUAUUUGAACGGAACGUCGCCAUCAAACAAGACUGGGAGACAAUCUUCCAAAUAUGCCUCGAGGGCUUCCGAGAGACGUGUCUGCUAGACUCGAGGUUGCGCGAGUUCGAACAAAAUCUGUACAGUCCCCUGGCCAAGGACCAAGAUCGAGAACAUAUGAGCAAGCCGCAAAAUGAAGCACUAGAUGUGGUCCUUGAGCGAUGUCUAGGGCUUUUGGGGUCGAAAGUAAUGCUGCGUCCGGGCAUCAAAGCAGUCGAAUGGCUUAUAAGAAGAUUCCGAGUGCAUGUCUACAACACAAACGCCUUGCUCGCAACGUUCCUACCAUACCACGAGACGACUGUGUUUAGGAAUGUCCUAAGCAUAGUUCCCGCCAACAGGAUUGCUAGCGAAUGGAAAUUCUUGGGCCCUUAUCACAAAGACGCAGUCAACGUUCCCCGGCACAGCAUAGUCUAUAGCGCCACACACAACGAUGCCUUUUCCUCGUACUUCAACAACCAUACCCUUCGUGUCUGCCAGGAAGGCGCAGCUUAUCCUCAGCUCCUGCGCUUCUGGAGCAGCGUCGUUCUCGAGGCAAUCACAGGGAGACUGAACCAACUCAAGAGUGGGAGAAAAGAGGUACAAAAGCAACGAACUGAAGACGUGCUGCUAAAGAUCUUGCCAUUGCUGAAUGAGGGACUUGAGCUGAGGGGCUGUCCAGAAUUGACCCUUGCUUGCUUCACGAUCUCGCUUGUUCUGGCUGCUAACGCGGACCUCGAGGAUCAUGUGAUUGAUGCCUUGAUGAAAGCCAUUGCACCUUUUAUCGCAAACGACGAGGCUGAUUCAAAAUCUGCUCUGGCAUGUCUGGCGAUGCUUGUUACGAAGAAGCUUGACAGCAGAGUGCCGAAGGAUGUUCUCGAGGUUUUCUUGCGAGCCAAAGACCUCACGGCGUCCUUGUUGGAUCUGCAUAAAGAGGUGUCGGUGGCGUCACUGUGUGCGGCGCUUGUCACGUCAGCACUCUCGGGAGUAAAGCAGAAGAACCUUCAUGUAAGGUUUCAAUUUGUCGAAACAAUAUUUGAUCUGGCUGGAAGGGUUUUUCCGCCACCGAUAAAAAGCCAGCUGGUUGCUAUUCUACUUCGAAAGCUGCCACAUACCGACGCCUCACUUCCGGUCGACUCACCUCUUCAGACUCAUCUCACUCGACUUUUAAAAGCCCUGAACGACUCUCCAGAUUUCUCACCGGCAUUCUCCCAGGCCUCGACACUAGCAGGCCUCUCUCAGUCGUUGGUCGAGCACUUGUUAGAGAGUACCAUUGAAUCUCCGCAGCCAUCCGGCCUGAUUGAGUCGGCCCCCAGUGACUUUGACGAUCGUGGAGCCGAUUCAACACCCACCGAGGACACAGUAAAGGCAAUGAUAGCAUCUUUCCCUGCUCAAACCGCGGAGCUGUCCUGUCUUGCACACGGGCCUUCACCACUUUUUGACCAGCUUGCCCGAGCGUUCACCCACUGUUGCCGAAAUGAGCGGUCUUUGACCGAGUUCGAAGAGCUUCCCUUAUGGAGACAAAAGCCGAAAGCAGCUUCAAUUUUCUACAUUAGUUUUCUGCUGAGAAUAUCCCUAGGGCCCUUCUCAACCAUGGAGCGGUGUGUUGCCAUCCAAGGUCUCUCGAAGUCACUCAACCAAGGAUUCCCACUUGACACGCAGUUACUCAUCCCUUACAUCACCGUCCUCCUUUCCGACUCCGCUCAACCUGUCAGAAGGGCUGCUGCGGCCUGUGUUUUAGUUAUACAGAAAUCCAUCUCCCAGAAUCUGCAACAAGAGCAAGAGCAACAUCAAAGUGGAACCACAACUUACGACGCGCUUACCAUGACCAAUGUCAAGCGAAUAUCUCUAGCGCAAGCGGACAAGCUUCUGAACCAGCUGUAUCUCCCUCACUUGGAGGAGUACAUCCUAGAUCCAUCCGAGAUGCGCAAAGUAUUGACGGCGGCUUUGGAUGGUCAUGAUCAUGCCACACCGUCAAAGACAUCUGAUACCGAGCUGAAGAAGACUUCGAAGCAAGCUUUGUUUGACCUUCUGACUGGUUGCGCACUAGCCUGCCCUCUUUUGAGGAUCAAAAUGGGCAUCACGCAGCUGCUUAUGGGAGUACAUAAGGUUGGUGCUGCAGCGACGAGUAAGACUCUUGCGCCUGUUCUUGACAGAUGGGCCUCGCUGUCACCGGCUGAUGCGGAGGCUGCGGCAUCCGCGGAAGGUCUGGCCGUGCCACAAAUUGAUGCCCUUGCUAUCCAACUGAUCGCUCCACAAGACAAGGAAGCUGUUGAGCACAUUCUGGACAUGCUCGCCGAGGGAAAGUUCCAGCCACGUCCUUCUUUAGCGACAAUUUUCUUCGAUCAUAUCGCUGCCAUUUGGGAUAUCCUGCGCCGCGAGUCUCAGAAUGCUGUAGUUGUACGUCUUUUCGAGAUGUCCUUCUCAGAAAAUGCGACCUAUGCAGCCGGUAGCCGCCAUGUUUUGCAUACUGUUGCGCUCACCACUGAAAACCUGGCUGCUAUCCUCGAUCAAUCUUUAUCCGGUCUUGCUCAAAUACCGACAGACGUCCCUCCCAAGAAGCGGCGGCGGCUGAGUCAUGGCCGCGAGAGCAUCCCAAAGGAACUAGCCGGGGAGCGGAAUUCCAGCGGAGCAAGAAUGACCUUGGCAAUUGAGCUGGUGGAGGACUCUCAACCCGAAAACCAUCCUCAACUGCUUGGCGGCUUGUUCGAAGUCUUGAUAGGCUUGAAUCGCCUGAGGGACAAGACUGCGUCCGAGUCGCCGUAUUUGCUCUGCCUCUGCCUCAGCAACAUACUGGCCAUCGUUGACAAGGCCCGGCAAGCUCGCAAGCCAAAUAUUGACAUGACAAGCAUUCGUGCCGACCUGGUGACUGAGUGCGUGCGAUCAUCGGACAAUGUGCAAGUGCAAAGCACGGCGCUCCUCCUCUCCGCUUCUCUGGCAGCGCUUGCUCCGGAUCGGAUAUUGCACACAAUCAUGCCAAUCUUCACUUUCAAGGGCAGAAGCAUUUUGUCGAAAGACGACGAACGGUCCAUCUACGUCACCAAUCGUGCCAUUGACGAGAUCAUUCCUCCUUUGGUGGCGAGCUUGAAAAAGCAAGAUGCUAAGCACCUCAUCCACUCCACCUCAAAUCUCCUAUCGAGCUUCGUCACGGCUUACGAACAUGUUCCUCAGCACAGGAGAGUAUCGUUCUACCAGCGGCUAUUGAGCAGGCUCGGUGCUGAUGAUUUCUCAUUCGCGGUCAUCGCACUGCUUACUUCCAGGAGAAAUACUGAAGACAUGUGGACAUUCCUCACAAGACUAACAGCGGAGUUUCCGGCUUCCACUCAAGUUCUGACCUUUCGAAAGAUCUUGGACUUGACUCUCGACACCUUCAGCGAGAAGCCGCACGACGCUGAAACCCUCCUAGAUAUCACAAGGGUCACACCAAUUGACAAGAGAGAGGCAGUAGCCUCGGACCUGCUCCAAGUGGCCGCUCGACUGCUGGCUCCAAAGGCACUCAAGACACGAAUUGCUCGACUCACCAAGCCUGACCGACCUGAUGAGACUCCCUUCUGGACCGAGUUCAAACUUUGCAUCUCCCGUCUCCUCAACAUGCUUAAGUCUCAGAAGACGCAGCACAAGAGUCUGGCACCGCCGACGAAGAAAUGUCUCAGCGCCUUGCUCGAGUUACCUUCUCUUGCAGACUUACUUGAUAUUAUGCCAACUCUUCUCGAUGAGCUUGAGCAAACUGAGCACGCGGAUCUGAAGCCCUUGGCGCUCCGUGUGUUAGCUUCGCAACUACAUCAACCUGGCCCCGCGUCCAAGGACAAAAAGAGCCAGUCCAGCGCGAUCUCGGUCCUCCCUACUCUCGGGGUCAUUGUCAAGAGCACGGACGACGAGAACCUGCGACACGCAGCAAUCGAAUGCCUCGACCGCAUCCUUGAGCUGUAUGGCCGAAAGCACCCGGACGCGGUUGUCUCGGCCUCUUCUACACUCACAGAUGACGGCGGUCAAGGCCUCGAAUCGAAAGAUGAGAGGACACAAAUCAUGUCGCUGCUCUGUUUGACGACUGCAACGGAAGUACUCAAAGAAGCAUCUGUGCCGAUCGUAUUGGUAGCGAUACCGAAGGUUUUCCGACUAUUGUAUUCAAGCUUGGAGGAUCUGAAGGGACCGAAAGGCCCCAAGGAUGGAAAGGUGGAGCUUCACAAUACCUGCUACAUGCUUCUUUCUUCCUUCGUCAUGCAUGUCCCCUUCAUAAUAUCCGACGAAAACUUGGUGGAAAUCUUUGAGUCGUCCUGCAAAUCUUGCAUAGGAAUUACCCUGGAGCCACGGACUUCUUGGGAAGAAUCCCGUAUUGACCUGUUGAAUCUUGUCGCCGACAAGGUCGAGCUGGCUUCACUCGUUGCCAGUUUGCGCCAGGCCUGGCAGGCAAGUGUGGUCAACGCAGAUGCCAUCGGUGAGUGGUUGGAUAUGUUGUCACGAGCCAUCAAGCGAAAUUCCAAGUCUACAGUGAGCAGGGCUGUAGAAGAUCUGUCGAACUUUAUUCUACAGGUAAUGGAUCUUCGACGAGUCAACAGGGUCAACGCCCUCGUGAACGCGGGCAAUGCUACGGGCGACCUCCUUCAAGCCGACGAGCUGCGAAAUAUUGAAAACAAUCUGUUCAACCUGAGUGAAGCGCUCAUCUACAAGCUCAAUGACACUACCUUCAGACCUAUCUUCGAGAGCUGGGUCGAGUGGUCCCGGAGCGAAUCCCCCGGGGAUGGACCCGAGAGUGAAGACACCGACAAAAUGUCAGAUCGCAAGAAUAGCGGACGAAUAGCGAGGCUAGGCAGUCUGUUCUCCCUUGCCUCGCAUUUCUUCGAAAGCCUCAAGAGCAUCGUUACAAGCUACGCAAGUUACAUUCUGCCAGAGUGUAACGAGGUUCUGAGAGCGGCGAUCGGCAACCACGACACACAGGGAGCAAGAACUCUACGCCUUCGGCCCGAGGUCGAUCAUCAAGAUCAAGAGGUCUACACUGAGGCACUGAGCCUGUUGUCGACAGUGGCGAAGCACGACGCUGACGGCUUCUUUACCUCUCCCUCGCACUUUCAACCACUCGCCACGCUCCUCAUCGGACAGUACGAGCUUCUUGCAAGCCACAAGAACACCAAGUCUCUGUCGCGAGAUUUCACGCGGAGUCCCAUCAGGGAACCUAUUCUCAAGGCAGUCGUUGCACUGGCCACGGCCGUUCAAGACGUCCCGGCCCACCACCACACCCUGAACCACCUCCUCUGCCAGCUUCGGCACCACGAGCACGCCGCCGUGCGUCUGGCCUCGAUCAAAACCCACAUCUCGCUGACAGAAUCCGAGGACCUGGGCGAGGAGUGGCUUCAGAACGUGGUGCUAGGGCAAUCAUCCAUCUCCGCGGCUGACGGUGGAGUCGCAGUCGGCGGAAGUGGAGAGACGAUGGUUUACGUGAACGAAAUGCUAGAAGACGACGAUGAGGACGUCGAAAACAGUGUGAGAGACUGGGUCAGGAUGGUGAGGGAGAGAGUUGGAGAGGAUAUCUUCGAGGUGUAA